CGCACCUCGACCGAUUCUGAAUUUCCCAAGACUACCGUCCCUAUAUCCAUAUUAUAUAUUGCCUGCCCGAGAAGCCACCUGCGAUGCACAAAUAAAUAACACGUAGUUAUGGAGAUUCACCCUACCAUUUGUCUUUCUCUUACAUUUACAUAUGUUUCUAGCUAUUUGGUUGUGUCUGAGGACGUAAACGCCUACGCAUCGCCGCGUCUCUGAGGACCAUUCUCAAUUUCUCUUAUUGUGCUGCGACAGUGUAUGGCGGCUGCGGCGAAACAAAGCUGUUUGUUUUCCGUGCGGCGAGAAGAGCACCUGGUGUUGCGGCUGGGGAGCUCUUUGGUGUGGAGGAAAACAUGUGCGGCGGCGGGGUCUCCGUUGAAACUGAGGUGCUGUGGCGGCGUGGGCUGUUCGUCGCCGUCGCCGUCGCCGGAGAAGAGAGGCGUCGACGGCGGCGAUGAUCAGUUCGUGAGGGUGAUGAGAGAGGCGGAGCCGUACUUCGCGGCGCACAGAGGCAGUACAUUUGUGGUUGUUCUCUCUGCCGAGAUCGUCGAUAGUCCACACUUGUCUUCCAUACUCGAGCCGGCAAAAGGCUAUAACCUAGAAGUAGAAGAGCCUCUAUACUUUCUCGUGCUUUCUGGAACACCAAUUUCCAUGGCCACUACGUCUCAAAGUCCAUGCUUUCCUGCACUAUGCCGGAAUCGGCGGACUUUCUCCCACACAAGUACAACUAUUUGGACUCCUCGAUUUCGAAGCUAUUUUGAUUUGCGACGGCUACAAGUCGAAUUUCGUUCACCAAAUCCUUCGUCUUCGAGUAGGUAUAGGUCGAAAGAUGUAUCGGCUCAGUGCGAUGCAUUCGGGGAGACGGCAGGUGAGAGUAUUGAAGCCAGCAGUGCCCUGAAGGAUGAGCUUUUUAUUAGGUUUUUCCGAGAAGCUUGGCCUUAUUUUCGUGCACACCGAGGCAGCACUUUUGUUGUGCUCAUUUCUGCUGAGAUUGUUGAUAGUCCUCAUUUGGAUGCUCUUCUCAUGGAUAUUUCUCUCCUUCAUGGCUUGGGAAUCAAAUUCGUUCUUGUGCCAGGGACCCAUGUGCAGAUUGAUAGCCUUUUGUCUGAGCGUGGAAGUGAACCAAAGUAUGUAGGUCGCUACAGAAUGACAGACGCUGAUUCCCUCGAGGCAGCAAUGGAUGCUGCUGGCAGAAUUCGUAUACUGUUAGAGGCAAAGUUAUCACCUGGACCUUCCUUGAGUGGUGUCCGUCGACAUGGAGACAAUAGUCGCUGGUAUGAUGGUGUCAGUGUCACCAGCGGCAAUUUUCUAGCAGCUAAGAGAAGGGGAGUUGUUGAGGGAAUUGAUUAUGGGUCUACUGGUGAAGUGAAGAAGAUUGAUGUCUCUCGAAUACGUGAGAGGCUUGAUCAAGACUGCAUUGUGUUAAUUAGCAAUCUUGGUUAUUCGAGUUCUGGACAAGUAUUAAAUUGCAACACAUAUGAAGUUGCUACAGCCUGUGCCGUGGCCCUUGGUGCAGAGAAACUAAUUUGCAUUAUCGACGGCCCAAUUUUAGAUGAAUCUGGGCGUCUAAUUCGUUUCUUAACUCUUCAGGAUGCUGACAUGCUGGUUCGUAAAAGAGCUGAACAAAGUGAAACGGCGGCAACUUACGUGAAAGCUGUCAGUCAUGAAGAACUAUCUUCUUUAGGCUAUAAAGCUUCAAAUGGAUCAGUGCUUUCUCAAAAUGGGAAUGGAUUUAGCCAUAGAUAUAAUGCCACAUUCCAAAAUGGUGUUGGCUUUGACAAUGGGAAUGGACUUUGGUCUGGUGAACAAGGUUUUGCUAUUGGAGGACAAGAGAGGCUAAGUCGACUAUAUGGUUACCUUUCAGAGUUAGCUGCUGCAGCUUUUGUUUGCAGAGGAGGUGUUCAAAGAGUUCAUCUAUUAGAUGGCACCAUUGGUGGUGUUUUAUUGAAGGAGUUGUUCCAAAGAGAUGGAGUUGGUACGAUGGUGGCUAGUGACCUUUAUGAAGGAACACGAAUGGCAAGGGCAACCGAUAUUCCUGGAAUAAAACAAAUAUUGCAACCUUUAGAAGAGUUUGGAACAUUGAUCAGGAGGACUGAGGAAGAGCUUCUUGAGGCCUUGGAUUCAUUCAUUGUUGUGGAAAGAGAGGGUCAAAUUAUAGCUUGUGCUGCUCUCUUUCCAUACUUCAAAGAAAAAUGUGGAGAGGUUGCUUCUAUUGCUGUUUCUCCUGAUUGUCGAGGUCAAGGACAAGGAGACAAAUUACUUGAUUACAUUGAAAAGAAGGCAUCUUCUCAUGGGAUUCAAAAGCUUUUUCUCCUUACAACUCGAACAGCAGAUUGGUUUAUAAGGCGUGGCUUUUCAGAAUGUUCCAUUGAUCAGAUACCAGUGGAGAGAAGGAAAAAAAUCAACCUUUCACGUGGAUCAAAAUAUUACAUGAAGAAGCUGCAACCUGAUAGGAGCGGUAUUCGCUUUGGUAGUGUUAUUGCGUAAGAGCAAAAGAGAGGAUUGUUAUGCCCACAUAAUUGGCUGUACUGUGUAGCUAAAGCUUGUAGCAGUGUCUCUGUAACUGAGAAGCUGAAUUAAGAAGAGGUAGUGUGCAAGGAGAUAGAACACAAGACGCCAAAAUGCAGAGGUUGGGCAUGUCAUAAAAAUUCAUGACAUGCCAAAUAAUAUGUUUGGAUAUGAAACAAUUGUGAUAUUUUGUGUCCUAAUUAACUGCUAUUGGUUUAUUAUCCCUUUGAUUUUGUCCUGAACAGAUUCACAUAGGUCUAGGUAGGCAAUGCUCAACCAAGUUGACACUUGAUUUGUUAAUUACAAGUUAUAGAUUUAACUUUUUGUAAAAA
Molecule: messenger RNA, 2834 nt
Organism: Ipomoea triloba (trilobed morning glory)
Lineage: Eukaryota; Viridiplantae; Streptophyta; Magnoliopsida; Solanales; Convolvulaceae
Product: probable amino-acid acetyltransferase NAGS1, chloroplastic
Exons: 11
Coding region: 253-2481 (742 amino acids)
Biological process (GO): L-arginine biosynthetic process
Cellular component (GO): cytoplasm
Molecular function (GO): L-glutamate N-acetyltransferase activity, acting on acetyl-CoA as donor
Source: RefSeq, a predicted model, not a curated record